This is a messenger RNA of Raphanus sativus (radish), 547 nucleotides long. RefSeq lists its product as uncharacterized. Bases 139 to 309 code for a protein of 56 amino acids. The record is from RefSeq and is a predicted model, not a curated record. Lineage: Eukaryota; Viridiplantae; Streptophyta; Magnoliopsida; Brassicales; Brassicaceae. The transcript has a single exon.
CAAAAAUAAGAUACCAAGAAACUUAUGGACAUUGUGUCAAACUAAUAAUGUCUAAAAUAAGUACAAUAAAAUCUUUCUUUCACCCCCAUCUUCAUUUCUAAACCUUCACAUUCAACAAAAUCUUGAAGAGAGAGGAAUAUGGAUUCAGGACUAUCUUGGGCUGAUCAAUGGGAUUACAACUCUGAUCCUCCUCCCAAUUCAUCUAAAGACGAUGAUAAGAAGAAGAAAAAGAAGGAAGACGCAAGCAAAAGCAGUUUGGGAAAGGCCUUCAAAUGGGUGAAAGAACUUCGCAAGAAAUCUGAUAAGUAAUCAUAUAUAGGGUUUAUUGUAUUAGUUCAUUUAUUUCGUGUGAUUAAAUCCAUUAAGCGUUGUUUUCUCUUUUACCCAUUCUUCUAAUUACAAUUGCCAAAUCUUUUAACAUUUUAAAAGUUAUGUUUGUUGUGGAUUAUUGUGUUUCUUUCGUUCUUUAUCAAACAUGAUGAUUUGCAUAAACAAUCCAAAUUGCAUGAGAGUUUAUCUGAUAACAAUGAAGAUUCUUUUAAUCCUA